Molecule: messenger RNA, 366 nt
Organism: Rattus norvegicus (Norway rat)
Lineage: Eukaryota; Metazoa; Chordata; Mammalia; Rodentia; Muridae
Gene: Psmg4l1
Product: proteasome assembly chaperone 4 like 1
Exons: 1
Coding region: 1-366 (121 amino acids)
Biological process (GO): proteasome assembly
Source: RefSeq, a predicted model, not a curated record
AUGGAGGAACUUCCAGCCGCUGUGGACGUGUCACUUCACAACUUCAGCAUGAGGCAGUGGGAGCAGCUCGCCCACUUUCAUGUCAUGAGGCUGAUGGACUCACUCUUCCUGUGGGUGGGGGCAAUGCCACAUCUACGGAACUUCACAGUGGCCAUGUGCAGCUGCUUCGACUCCAUCCUUGUGUUCACCUCCCUUUUUGGAGACACUUCUGAUAUGACAUCCACCGACCUCACUCAGUGCUUAGCCAGGAAGACCAGCAAACAGGUGUUUGUCAACUACAACCUCUCCAGUACAGACAAUAACUUCACAUUACUCAUAGAAAACAGGAUCAAAGCAGAAAUGGAGACCUUUCUGGAAAAGUUCUGA